UCAGAGCACUUUCUUUUCAUAUAAAAUGCCCUCUUCUUUGUUUCUCUUCAUCCUCACGCAAACUGUAACUGCCUCUCCUCUGCUCUCAUUUUCAAAACCCUAACUUCUUCCUUCAUUUCUUCAUUACUUAGCUUAGCUCAACCAUGACAGCUGUUUCAAAUGGACUGAACCACCACUGCGCUUCUUAUCUCGACCGUCGAUUCUCUAAGCAAGUUCGCGAUAAUGUCCAUGGCUACAUCUAUCUGGAUCCGCUUUUCCUCAAGUUUGUUGAUACUGAAGAGUUUCAGAGACUUCGUGAUCUAAAGCAACUUGGUCUAACAUACAUGGUUUAUCCAGGAGCUGUACAUUCACGGUUUGAGCACUCACUAGGUGUAUACUGGCUGGCCAGUGAAGCAGUUCACAAAAUUAAAGCAAACCAAGGCUCAGAGAUUGAUAUUGAUGACUUGGAUAUAACUACGGUGAAGCUUGCUGGACUAUUGCAUGAUAUUGGACAUGGACCAUUCAGCCACUUGUUUGAGCGCGAGUUUCUCCCGAGGGUUUAUAAUGGCCUUAAAUGUCUUUUAUUUUCCAGGUCUCAUGAGGAUAUGUCUCUUAAAAUGAUAGACUUUAUUGUAGACUCGCACAAUAUUGACAUUGAUCCUGAAUGCUUGAAGAAAGCCAAGAAUAUGGUCGUUGCUAGCACGGAACAUGCUUCUCAAAAAACUGUGAAUAAUGAAAAGCGAUUCCUCUAUGACAUUGUUGCAAAUGGUCGAAAUGGAAUAGAUGUGGACAAGUUUGAUUACCUUGUCCGUGACUCCCGGGCUUGUGGUUUGGGGUGCAGUUUCCAAUUUGAGAGAUUACUGGAUACCAUGCAUGUUAUAGAAGAUGAGAUAUGCUACCGCGCUAAGGAUUAUCUCACAGUCCAAAAGUUGUUUGCUACUCGUGCUGAUAUGCAUCGAACUGUCUAUACACAUGCAAAAGUAAAGGCAAUAGAACUCAUGGUUGUUGAUGCUCUGUCAAAAGCGAAUGAUCAUCUUGGAAUUUCAUCCUCAAUUCAGGAGCCAUCUGAGUUUUGGAAGAUAGAUGACUCUAUACUGAAAGUUAUUGAAACAAAUCCCAGCCAGGAGCUGAAGGAAGCAAGAGAACUGAUCCAGCGGAUUAGAAGAAGAGAUUUAUACCAGUUCUGCAAUGAGUUCUCUGUUCCAAAAGACAAGCUAGAGCAUUUCAAAGACAUCACAGCAAAGGACAUCAUUUGCUCUCAGAACUCCAAUGGCAUUACACUGAAAGAGGACGAUGUUGCUGUGAGCAUUACUAAGAUCGAUUUGACGCGUGGAAGGAGCAAUCCUCUUGAAAGCGUCCAAUUUUUCCAGGAUUAUGAAAGCAAAGUGAAAUUCCCAAUAGAAAAAGAUCUCAUCAGUCACUUGCUGCCUUCUUCUUACCAAGAUACGAUAGUGAGGGUUUAUGCUAAGAAGCCUGAGCUGGUGGAUGCAGUUUCUGUGGCGUUUGAGAACUUUCAGCAUAAGAUGUAUGGAAUGACAGCCCAGGUGCAUGCCACUCCUAACAAAAAGCGAUGCAAGCGAUUGAUUUUCUCGUGAUCUUUCAGAUUUAUCGCAUUACCUCUCUAUAUAUAUACCCCUUUAUGUUAGAACUUGUAGGUGUUAGUAUCAAUUGGAAAGCCUAAGCGUUAAUGCACAAAUCAGCAAGUGUAUAAAUUCACAAAUUUUGCAUGUGUGUUUGUCCCAUGGUUGGGAGCCCUCGACGUGUACAUGUUUCUCCAAACAGGCGUGGAUUGGUCUACUGAUAAAGAUGAAUUUGGGAGAGGAACAGAGUAUUUUUUUUCAAGCUGCUAUUCCUAACUGGCAAAGAGUCACUGAUGAGAUUAAGAACUCUUUAUUUUUGCUGUUUGCUGAUUUGUUUAGCAUAGAGAUUAUGAGUGUGGAUAAGGUGGGGAAUCUUAUAUUUUGAUUGUUUAAUUGUAGUCAGUUAGGCUUGCAGGUGUUUUGUGUGUGCGCAGAUGUACUAUUGGUGGGUAUGCUCAGCUCAGUUUUUGCAAAUUAUGUUCGUUAAUGCAAUUUGUUUACCUACAA
This is a messenger RNA of Mercurialis annua (annual mercury), 2066 nucleotides long. RefSeq lists its product as uncharacterized. Gene Ontology annotation, molecular function: dGTPase activity. Lineage: Eukaryota; Viridiplantae; Streptophyta; Magnoliopsida; Malpighiales; Euphorbiaceae. Gene Ontology annotation, biological process: dGTP catabolic process. The record is from RefSeq and is a predicted model, not a curated record. The transcript has 19 exons. Gene Ontology annotation, cellular component: nucleus. Bases 144 to 1574 code for a protein of 476 amino acids.